AUGGCCGACGUAGAAAUGGAAAUCGACAACCCCCCCUCCCCCUCCGCCGUCGAGGGAGGACCCGACGGUGGUGCCGCACCGGCGCGCAACGAGUCCGAGAUGCAGACCCACGGCCGGGCGACCGCCGUCCGCUCCAUCGAGGGCUGGAUCGUCAUGGUCACAAACGUCCACGAGGAGGCCGACGAGGAGUCCAUUCAGGACAUGUUUGGCGAGUACGGCGAGAUCAAGAACCUGCACCUCAAUCUCGACCGGAGAAGCGGUUACGUCAAGGGCUACGCCCUCAUCGAAUACGCAACACUCGCCGAAGCCCGCGCCGCAAUCGACUCGGCCCACGAGACAAAACUCCUCGACCAGACCGUGUACGUCGACUUUGCCUUUGUCCGCCCCCCUCCCGGCGGCAAGGGAGGCAACAACAACAAUAACAACAACCGCGGUGGCGGCGGCGGCGGCGGCGCGAGGCCCCAGAACCGCGGUCGCGGACGCAGCCGCAGCCGCAGCGUCGAGAGGGAGGUUGUCGCUGCUAAAGACAGCGGCGAUAUCGAAUGA
This is a messenger RNA of Colletotrichum orchidophilum, 546 nucleotides long. Its product is annotated as RNA recognition domain-containing protein. Gene Ontology annotation, cellular component: nucleus; cytoplasm; exon-exon junction complex. The transcript has 2 exons. Gene Ontology annotation, molecular function: mRNA binding. The record is from RefSeq and is a predicted model, not a curated record. NCBI's taxonomy places the organism in Eukaryota, Fungi, Ascomycota, Sordariomycetes, Glomerellales, Glomerellaceae. Gene Ontology annotation, biological process: RNA splicing. The coding region runs from base 1 to 546 and encodes 181 amino acids.